UACAAUUGUCAAAACCACGACGGCGUCGUUACACAUAACACGCCUAACAAACCCGCCGUUAUAAAAUCUCAAAAAUGGCGAGAUAACAUUAAACAAACCCACAAAAUGUAACCAUCAGACCAUCUCCCCUCCUAAAGCCGUAUAACUCUUUGAUUAGCUAGUUAGAACCGCAUCAAAAUGGGUAAGCCGAAAUACGAAAACCCCACAAGCACCUAUCCAUACAGAAUACCGAAGAGGUUGAAUAUCUUGAGCGUCCCCCGAAAGUAUAUUAUUGAUACUGGGGAGGGAAUGCCAGCUUUGACUCCCAGGGGGGUCCGGAAGUCUGCACUCAACAGCGUACUGUCUGAUCGGGUGAAUGACGCCGCUUGGCCUUACAUACGACGUUUCCUGCUGAUAAAGCGCAUGUACAAGAACAAAUUCAGUCAAGAACGCCUGGAAAGAAUCGACCGUAUGAUCGAAGCCACAAACGUGACAUGCUACUCGAAACUGGCGAACUGCGUCAUAGACCUGAAGAAGCAGGACACUAAAGACCUCAAGAAGAAACGAGGAUGGACCGAGAGCGAGUGGAAGAAGCAUAUGGACUACAUCGGACAGAUCGCUGGACCGAGGAAAGAGUUUAGGCCACCCCCCGUUAAGAGAGGUGAACGCAAACCGCUGGAUCUUCUCAUGCCAAGAAUUAGACAGCUGUCGUUGUUCCCUGAAUUCAAAUGGUACCGAAGGCUGUCCAAAGAGGCAUGGUAUCGAGAUCCUGUUAAGGUACCUCCGAACGCCCUGAAGUAUGUCAUAUCGGAACGAGUGAAGAAACUAGCUACUCCAAGAGCUAUACCGCAAGCUGAUUGACCGAUUCAAACAUAUUAUAUUAUACUUGCAUAUCCAAUAUUUGUUUGCGCCAAAAUAAAUAAUCCAACGCCGACUUAAACCGUAACAGCGAUGUAA
This is a messenger RNA of Pararge aegeria (speckled wood butterfly), 936 nucleotides long. RefSeq lists its product as uncharacterized. Bases 178 to 840 code for a protein of 220 amino acids. The record is from RefSeq and is a predicted model, not a curated record. The transcript has 4 exons. Lineage: Eukaryota; Metazoa; Arthropoda; Insecta; Lepidoptera; Nymphalidae.